AUGCUCAAGCCCAAGGACCUGUGCCCCCGAGCGGGUACGCGCACAUUCCUGGAGGCCAUGCAGGCUGGCAAAGUGCAUCUGGCCCGCUUCGUGCUUGAUGCGCUGGACCGCAGUAUCAUCGACUGCCGCGCGGAGCAGGGCCGCACGCCGCUCAUGGUGGCGGUGGGGCUGCCGGACCCCGCACUGCGCGCGCGCUUCGUGCGACUACUGCUGGAGCAGGGUGCAGCCGUGAACCUUCGCGACGAGCGCGGCCGCACGGCACUCAGCCUGGCGUGCGAGCGCGGCCACCUGGACGCGGUGCAGCUGCUGGUGCAGUUCAGCGGUGACCCCGAGGCAGCCGACUCCUCCGGCAACAGUCCAGUGAUGUGGGCGGCGGCGUGCGGUCAUGGGGCGGUGCUCGAGUUCCUGGUGCGUUCUUUCCGCCGCCUCGGCUUGCGCCUCGACCGCACCAACCGCGCGGGCCUUACGGCUCUGCAGCUGGCCGCCGCCCGCGGCCACGGAACCUGCGUGCAGGCCCUCACUGGGCCCUGGGGCCGCGCAGCAGCCGCCGCUGCGGCCCGGGGCUCCAACUCCGACAGCCCACCUGGUCGUCCAGCUCCUGCGCCCAGCCCGGAGCGCCGACGACCCAGCCCCCGCCGCCUACCGCGGCCUCUCCUAGCACGUUUUGCGCGAGCUGCCGGAGGCCAUGGUCAUGGCAGCGAGGCUGGCUCAGGGGGCAAGAGCUUGGGCCGGCACCGGGCACAGGGCAGCGAGCGGCCGGAGCUGGGCCGGAGCAUGAGUCUGGCUCUGGGUGCAGUGACCGAAGAGGAAGCGGCUCGACUGCGGGCGGGAGCCCUGAUGGCCCGACCACACUCACCCCAGUCUUCGGGGACCGGGCGGUGGCGUUCUCAUGAGGUGCUGGAAGGAUCGCCCCCAACCUUAGUGCAAGCCUCCAUCGGCCUUAGCCCCCACCCCGAGGGCGGCCUGAGCUCUGGCCGCUUGGGUUUGCGCCGACGCUCCACAGCCCCAGACAUCCCCAGCUUGGUCGGAGAGGCGCCAGGGCCCGAGAGCAGCCUGGAGUUAGAGGCCAACGCUCUGCCUCACUCGGUGCCUGGGCCCCAGCCGUGGCAAGCAGACACGGAGGCCGUGGUGCUGCACGCUCAGCGGUAAAUAGUGUCCAGAAUGAGCCCUGUUCCCUGCACCUUCCUGUCUCUGCUCCACUGGGAUUUCUCUCUUUCUUCCGGGUCCCUCACUUUCCUGGCACUUUCCCUCUCCGCUGUGAUCCCAGAACCUGUCCCCACUGCUGAGGCGAGUUGUCCUGUCUCUGAAAGAGACCCCUAUUAUUUAUUUUUUGUGCUUGCUGGAAUUUUUGGUGUUUCCUACCUAAGUCUCUCACCUUCCCCACAGCCUGCUUUUUUUAUCCUGGAAGGGGAGGAUUAGAAGACCUGGUUCCAUGGACUACAUACAGCCUUCUAGCCAAGAACAUGGUCUCCCUUUCCUCUGCCUAAGGCUCAGUCCCCAGUCGGGGCUGGCUCCUGUCAGGUCUCUUUUGGGGGAGGGGGUUCCAACACCCAGGCAGCCAGGCAGGCAGAAGAGUGACCUGCAGAACAAGAACCUAUCCCCACUUCCCUCCCAGUGAUGCUGACAAUAAUGCCACACAUGA
Messenger RNA from Pteropus alecto (black flying fox), 1642 nucleotides. It is a transcript of the gene ANKRD63, whose product is annotated as ankyrin repeat domain 63. The coding region runs from base 1 to 1149 and encodes 382 amino acids. The record is from RefSeq and is a predicted model, not a curated record. Gene Ontology annotation, molecular function: protein binding. The transcript has a single exon. NCBI's taxonomy places the organism in Eukaryota, Metazoa, Chordata, Mammalia, Chiroptera, Pteropodidae.